Messenger RNA from Stylonychia lemnae, 1470 nucleotides. Lineage: Eukaryota; Ciliophora; Spirotrichea; Sporadotrichida; Oxytrichidae. The record is from the annotation of a GenBank genome assembly.
AUGGGAUAACUUCAAGUCUGCUGCGAAAAUAAGGGUUAACCAGAAUUUCCAUUUGAUUAACCCUACAAAAUAAGGAGAGAUUUCUUAGGGAUUAAGACUCAUCCAAUAACAUUGGAUUACACUUUCGAAGGAUAAUUGGGGUUAGGUUCUUAUGGAUAAGUUUGGCUAGGAAAGAGCAAGCUUUCCAAAGGCUAAUACUUUGCUAUAAAAAAGAUUCCGAUUAACGACUUGGAUUAAGAAUAAGAUAUCCUAAUUUAGAAUGAAAUUGCAACUCUCGCAAAAUGCGAUCACUCUAGUAUCGUGAGUGUUUAUGCAGUAUAUAAGGAGAUAUAAAAUACAUACAUCAUAGAAGAGUAUUAAUAAUCUUAUUUAACAAAUUUCAAUCAUAGGUUCAUUCCAAACUGUAAACCGAUCAGCUAUUUUACCAAUGCUUCUAUUGAUACUGUACGAUCCUAGACACCAAGAAAUUAGGAGUCUUACUUCUCAAAAUGUCAAGAAAUCGAAGAGAUAAAUAUCAAAAUUAUUGACUUCGGUUUCGCAAAAAUUAGUAAACCUAAUAAACGAGAGUUGAAGGAUAUAUUGGGUACCCCAUACUAUAUGGCACCAGAAAUUAUAAAUUAAUAGUCUUAUGGCUCAGAGGUAGAUAUCUGGAGUGUUGGAGUUCUACUAUUUUAUCUAAUUGAGUUCGAUUUUCCGUUUAAGGGCAAUGACAAAAUCCAAUUAUUCAAGAACAUUGUCAAACUAAAUUAUUCAUUCAUUAAUCCCAUUUGGUCUCAAGUUUCUGAUAAUUGCAAAGAUUUCAUUAGAUAAUGCUUCACUUAAGACCAAAAUAAAAGGCCGUCUGCUCAAUAACUUUUACAGCAUCCUUGGAUAAGUCAAAAGAAAAAUCUUAGAAUGAAGAAGUAUAGAAGGAAAUCAGAAAUUCCAUUACCAACCAAGGACAUGUCUGAUAGAGAUUUUGAAAACAUGAGAUUAUUACAAGUAUCACAAUCCAUCUUUUAAUAUGUAAACCAAACAAUCACAGAUCAAGCUCAGCUAAACAAUUUAGCAAGAUAUCUGGAAAGAAAAGAUAAAAAAGAAACAGGGUAUAUGACAGUUGAGUAAAUCAAAACUUAUCUAACAUUGAAAGUUGACAGCAAUGAUCUUGAAGAUUUUAAGUCUAUUUUAAACUCAAUGAGUCUAUAAGUCUUUGAUGGGUAGAUUGAUUACGAAAAUUUAUUGGUUGGAAUGCGAUGCCUUAAAAAUCAAUAGUAGAAGUAAAACUUAGUGGUGAGCUUAUCUAGCUUCAUGCCAAGUUGUGACAUUAAAGUUAAUAAGAAUGACCUUUAUUCUGCUUUUGAAACUAAAAAGCAGCUUAAUUAUAACAAGUUUAUAGAAGUUAUGAAAAAAUACCUCCAAGAAAUAGACUCUCAAGAAAUACCUCUUGAGGAGUUAUUAAAAAUUGUAGAUAUGUCAAUUCAUUUAUUGUGA